AUGUCGGAUGUCUUGCUGGCGAAGAAGUGGGAAAAUGAGGACCCUACCGGGUGGUGGAUGUCGGAGAAGCUGGAUGGCGUCCGGGCAGUUUGGCGGAAUGGGCAGUUCAGCUCACGAGGUGACAACUCAUUCGCUUGCCCGGAUUGGUUCAAGAAGAAGAUGCCCGCGGGCUGCGUGCUUGAUGGGGAGAUCUGGGGAGGUCGUGGGCAGUUCCAGAAGACCUCUGGGAUUGUUCGGAGCUCUACGCGUGGCAGCGAGUGGGAAUUCCUGACGUACAUGGUCUUUGACUGCCUGCAGGAAGGGGGAGCCAGCAUCGAGCACAACCCGUUCGAGGCUCGCAUGGACGCCGUGCGCCGGAUCUGUGCAUCUGCGCAUGGAAAGGACCCCGGAAAGGACCCCGUGCUGAAGGCUGUGCCAAUGGAGAAGUGUGCGGGCCGAGCUCAGUUGGACUCUGCUCUAGCAGAGGUUGAAAAGCGAGGCGGCGAAGGUCUCAUGCUACGCUGCCCUGGAUCCAAGUACGAACACCGCAGGUCGAAGUCCUUGCUGAAGGUGAAGACCUUCUACGAUGAGGAAGCGAUCGUGGUGGGACAUGCCGGUGGGAGCGGCAGGGUGGCGGGAAUGUGCGGCGCCUUGCUAUGUGAGACGCCUGACAAGCGGCGUUUCAAGGUGGGCUCGGGCCUGAGCGAUGCUCAGAGGCAGGACCCUCCGCAGUUAAACGCUGUUAUCACCUACCGUUACCAAGAGCUCACGCAAGACAACAUCCCCAGAUUUCCCACUCUGGUGGGUGAGCGGAACGACAUGACCUGGGCACAAAUCUGCUCCAAUUAUGAGGACUUGGAUGACUUCGGCUUUGACGACAUGCUCCCACCCGUGCCACCAGAGAAGAAGGCCCGUCUUGCUGCACCCGCAGAGGUUCCAGGUCUCGGCAUGCGGCCGGUGUGCCAGUAUGGCCGCCGCUGCUACCGCAAAAACCCUGCGCAUUUCCUGGAGUUUGAGCACCCCUGGUUGGAUGCAGAGAACGAAACAAAAGACAUUGGAAACUCUGCUGCAGUGCCGAGCUUCAUGCAAGACCGCCAGGAAACGGUCACGGCAGACACCAAGGAAGUCGCUGCAAUGCCAGCACCGGCCGCGUCCAGGACGGAGCUGUCAGAGUUGCCACAGCUGUUGAGAUCUGACACGCCGGCUGAGCCCAGUGGGCAUGCUGCGGCGGCCACGCAGCGGGAAGGUUCCGCCGGAGAGCCGGAUGUGCGCAUGGUUGCAGUUCGGAAUCUGCUUUCCAGCAUGCUGGAGGAUGCUCAGAUGCCCGAGGCCCGCAGCCACCUGCAGCAGAUGUUGGAUUUUGCAGAUUCCGUGCCACUGACACCGGCUGCACCGACGCCGGAAGCACCAGCUGCAGCGAUGCCUGCCGCAGCGACGCCUGCCGCAGCGAUGCCGCCACCCGUGCAGACGGAAAGCAGGGGAAACGGAGCCAGGGAUCGGCCGCGGAGCCUGGCCUCGGCCCUGCUUUCCACCACAUCUGAGGUGCUGCUUGCGGAUCCCCGGGCCGUGGAGGGUGCCCGCGGUGCUUCCAGGGCUCCGGAGGCUCCCGAGGCUCCCGAGGAUCCGAAGUCCAAGCUUGCGCAGGAGCUUGGCACGAUGGGAUUCCCGGAAGAGGGAAUCCAUGAGGCCCUGCUGCACUGCAGCACCGCGGACGAUGCCGUGGUGCGGUACCUGUCUGCCACAUUCCCAAGCCUUUUCUUCCAGGUCCCCGUGGAAGUGUGCAGAAUAAGAACAGUUGCCUCGUCAAUUUUGGGCGACGACAGCUUAGGCAACCAGUUCGUCAUGAGGCUCGUCUCGCAGGCGAAGAAGAGGCACUGGCCGUUUGCGGACCGGCUAAGUGUGCCGCAAGGCUACACGCCAAACUUCAGCAAAGGCAUCUUGCCAGAUUGGUCUGUGUCGGUACACACCAUGGCCGCGCUGAGACGUCAGACGGUGUGCGGAAGUGACCCACCGCUGGGCCUCAGUUUCAUGUCUACGGGCACACGACUGACGACGACUGAGGUCAGAUUCUUCUUUGUCUUGUCGAUGCACGUGGGUGUUGAAGCCAUUAACACUUCCCAGCCGGAUCAUUCCCAUGGCCACAUGGAAGCGACCAUCUUGGCAGAUGCCCGGCUUGAUUGGCAGUGGAGAGCAGGAUCUGAAGGUGACUCGCGGCGAACUUGGUUUGCGCGGCUGAAAGCAAUGAGCAUUGCGCAACUGCAGGAAGGGGAAGCACACGUUCGAAGCAUGGUGCGAAAGGAGAAUGUCUCCACCGAAUACGACACGCUCGAGGAUGAAGCCAAAGGUUGCACAUGCACAGAGGUCGACCUCAAGGGCAAGAAAUGGUCACCGGGGGGGCUGCAGAAGUGUGUGGGAAGCUGCGCGGAUGUGAGGAAGAGCGACUCCAAGAAUGAUUGCCCAAAAGAUUGGAAGAUCAUCUCGCCGCGAAGCAAGGAAGAUUGGCAAACACUGAUCGAUCUGAAGGUGCUGGACGAGGUCCGGGCUCCACACUUGAUUGUUGAUGUCACCCAGCCCAAGAAUGGCUGUGGCGGGUGCACCAAUCACCCGAUGAACUCCGAAUCAAAAGGUCAGUCGAUGUGGGUGACGAUCGAUGGGAGUGAGUGGUGGCUCAAAGGGGUGAAGUUCGGUGAGCCCAAUGGUGACUAUCAUGCCAACUGCUUCUUGGGUAUUGGUGCUCCAAUAACCAAUCCUGACGCCAUACAUUUCAAUGACCUGAACUGCGCAUACCACAGCAAAAAGUAUCUUUGCCAGCCUGAUAUACGGUAUACCACCACCACGACUACUACGAAGCCGGAGGAGAAGUCUUUUGCGAAAAUGCCAGUGACAAACAGCAUGGCCUGGGCACUGGGUGCCAUAUGGAUGUGUUUGCUAGCAUAG
Symbiodinium natans is the source of this 2916-nucleotide messenger RNA. The record is from the annotation of a GenBank genome assembly. NCBI's taxonomy places the organism in Eukaryota, Dinophyceae, Suessiales, Symbiodiniaceae.